GAGACCGUUGCGACAGAACCUAAAAUGACGCUCCCGAAACCCUUCUCUCGUGCCCGGUGUUCGGCGUGGUGGAUCGCUGACACCGGCCGAGCAAAUUCGCUCGAGCGCCGGUGAGCAGGACGGCCGGCCGGCGACGCAAAACCCGCACGGGAGCCGCUUUGGACUCUUUCUCGCGGCGGGCGUUCGUCCCGUACUGCCGACGAGUGUUGUCAGGGCAGAACGAUGCAUCGCACCGAUUCCGCGAGAGCGCUACGACACGCGAGAUUGGCUGCAAAGCCAGCAAAGCCGGCAAAGCGGUUCUAAAACGCCGAAAACACGGCGCCUCGUGGCGUCCGCGUCGACGCGUUGCGGCUCGGGCGUCCAUAGCCGCUCGCACGAGUGCUACGAGCCGGGGAGGCCCUCCUCCAAUGGGAGAGGGCGAAAAUCGCGCGUCGCACGAUUGGGCCAAUAGGAGCGCUGGCGGCGCUGCCACUCAGGGCCACGCCCCUGCACGCUGCUUCAACGCCGCUCGGAAAGUUUCCUGGCGACGACAGUCGCGUUUGUUUGCCAGCGGCGUCGAAACGCGCAACUUGGCUACUUGGUCCGAUCUCUGCGAGUGUCCGCGUCUAGUCAGCGAGCAGCAGCCGGCGAGGCAGGUCGAAUGUUGUGAGCGCUCUUUCGCCAAGCCGAACCUCGUGGAUGUGCGGAGGGAGGAAAGCGCCAAGGAUGCCGCAGCACCGCGAGAAUCGAGUAGUCCGGCCGGACGAGCACGCCGCCGCGGCGCCGCAGUAUCACCCCGCCCGGUUCCCGGCAGUCAUGGAGAACUUGGUGUCGGCGUGCUGCGUCCCGACGGGCUGUCACCUCGAGCAGGUGAUCCACAUGGACGACCUGAACAACACCGUCAAGGUGAUCUGCAACAACGAGCAGUGCUCGCAGGGCCAGUACAUGCACCGGCUCUGCUUCGACGAGUGGGAGAGCUCCGUGCUCACUUUCCUGCGCUCGACGGGACGCGCGCGCUCGUGGAGCGAGAAGCAGCGCAUGCAGAACCUCUGGACCAAGAAGGGCUACGACCUGGCGUACAAGGCGUGCGGCUGCCGCUGCGGCAAGGGCCACCUGCGCAAGGACCUCGACUGGACGCCGCCGGCCGCCGCGCGCGGAGACGACAAGAAAAAGAAGCAGCGCAAGAAGAGGGCCAACGACAAGCCCGUGCUGUCGCUCAACGGCGCCGCAACCGCCGCGGCAAAGCCCGGACAGGUGCCACAGCCGGGCGUGCCGGUGACGCGGCUACGCAGCUCGAGCAUGUCGAGCACGGGCUCGGGAGGCUCGCCGCCGAGCUCGUCGUCCGAGUUCCCGCCGUCGCCGACGCACGCCAAGCGCGGAUCGACGGCGUUCUUCCCGGACCGCGAGCGGCACGGCUCCGGCGGCCUGUUCUGCCGGCGCCAGGACUACUCGUCGUUCAACACGCUGCCCUGGCACAAGAUCAACUCGUACAACAUCAAGAUGGAGGACGAAGGCGGCUCGGACGACAUGCGCUGCUUCAUCCUGUCCACGCUGACGGCCAACAAGAUGUCCCGCAUCCCGUGCAUCCUGUGCCACACGCAGAUGAACGUGUUCGACCGGUACCCCCUGGUCGACGGCACGCUGUUCCUGUCCCCGCGACAGCACAGCGCGGGCGCCGUCCAAGUGCGCAUCGACGAGCGGCCGCAGUUUCUGAACGCCGUCUGCAUGACGUGCCUGGAGGGCUGGCAGGGCCGGUUAGCGUGCCGGGGCUGCGGCUCGCGCUGGAACGGCCGACACCUCAUUCUGGGCACCAUGUACGCGUACGACAUCUUUGCCGCCACGCCGUGCUGCGAGUUCAGGCUCCGGUGCACCAACUGCCACGAACUGGUCAUCGGCGCGGACCGGUCGCUGCAGUACUUCAGCGACUACAGCCACAGCGUGUGCUGCGCCCACUGCGGUGCCACGGACUACCACUUUGUCAAGCCGCUGAACACAUACGUGAGGGUAUGAGCUCGUUUCUUCUCCGAGUGCGUGCUGUUUACCUGGACCCGAGUGUCCGCCUGGCCUCCGAGGAUCCAGGUAACUUUCUCAUUUCCCUUCCCGAGUUUUAUCCCCCCAACUGCGCGAUUGUUUGUCGCCGGGUGUUUCUGUCGGUGUUGUUCUGUUGGAUACGUGUCGCGCGACCGCAGCGUCUCCCGGCCCCCCCUCCCUUCCAUGCGCCUGUUUGUUCCGUUCGCCGGCGAAGGGCGCCCCGGGAAGCCGGUACGGCUUUUCAAGGUCGCGCCUGCCCACAUGCUCCGACAGAACCUCUUUUUCAUUUUUGGUUCUAUUUUGUCUUCGGGCGGCGAGCGAGGGACGGGCUUUCCGAUCUAGUUCACUAGUUUCACCCCCUUCUUAUUAGUUCUUUUUUUUUCCUCUCGGUGCGCUGCAAGUUGCUCAGUGUGCGCAGGGCACCGUUGGUUUUCAUAGUUUAUCACCCCUCGUUGUGUUUUUGUAUAUCUAUUUUGAGGUGUUUGUUUUCCCUCCCCUAUUGGAAACCAGCCUAGGGUUGUCGGUUUUUUUGUUUUUUUUUCCUCGUCCCCCUCAUUUUUUUUCCCCCAGUAGUCGUGGUCUUAGCAAUCAUUGUCGUGAUGUUUCUCCGAGCGGUUGCCCACUCUGUUCUUGUUUGGCUGUUUCUUUUUUUCGUUGAUCGCGACCAAACUCAAUUGUCGUGUGUUCCGAUCGAGCCAAGCAAGCAGUGAACCGGUGUUGUUUUCUUUUCUUGGGUGCCGUGUUGCUCGUCAUGAAACGAUGGAAUGCUAAAAGAAAACAGCAAAGAUUGUGUCGGUUUGGCCAAGUACAAAGAUCGCCCUUCAUCGAUACGUUCGUUCACAUCAUGCAUCUCAUGCCAUCUGAAGUGUGUUGUUCCGUCGGUUGCCGUAGUGGUUCGUGCGUCUUUUCCGUGUCGGUGUCGUGUAUAUGUACAUAACUCGUUGUCGGCGAGAGCAGAGGCAGAGAUCUUGUUCUCCGAGCAUUGUGUGCCGAAAUGGAGCAUAGUGUGCUCCGUUUUGACGACGCCCAAGUGACGGUGUGUGUGUUGGCCCGCUCAUUCCCGUUUCCCUACCACGAAACGCACAAUUUUUGGGCGGGGUGAGCGCGCCUGCCAAGUGUGUUGUUUGCAGGUCGACAAGCUUUAUUUCUUUUUUUCUUUUUCUCGAAUCCCGGUGAGGCGGUAGUGAGACAGGUUGUAACGAUAUCAAGACUCGGUAUUUUUUUACGCAAGACUCUUCCUGCCCCCAUUUCGUAACGCAAACCCAAGCUGUCCGCAGGAACGUAGACGUACUGCCCUCAGCCAAUGUCUGUCUAUACUGCCUGCUGCUCAAAAUCUCCGUUUCCCGGCCAUCGCAACUCUUUUCUUUUCUUUUUCUUGUUGGAGCAGCUUCUUUUCUUGUUUCUUUUUUUACGAGGCGCUUUGGCGUGUCGACUCGUUCCAGCUUCAGGUGUUUGCCGGCUUUCAGGUGUAGCGUUAGAUAUGCACGCCGUGAUGACUUCGCCUGGAAGUAUGACCGCUCCCUGUCUGGUGAUUUGUUUGGUAACUGGUUGCAUUCGGAUAGCUCUAGGCCUCAGCUGCGGUCUCUAAGAGCAGGCUAUGCAAUAAAAAGGAAAAAAAAAAAAAAAGAGGAGGCUGCCGGAAGGAGAGAUUGCUUGUCGUAGUUUUCUAUGUAGAGCUCCUGCGGUGCUGCUGCCAUUUGCUGGGACUUUCUCUCGUGAUAUCCUGUGUGCAUGUGCGUUGCUAUUUCCCCCUGAAAGAGACACUUUUCGCGCCCGCUGGUGAUUUUGGGAUGGCGGAAUGUGAUUUGUUUUUUUGUUCCUCCCGGCUUUGCUUCGUGGCAUUGUUUCCUUCUGGUCAGGUGCAAGGUUAUUUUUUUAUUUUUGUGGAGGGAGGUUAGAAAAGUUGCCUGAUAUCGUGCGCCGUUGUGGGUGACGGCUGUUUUCAUUUUUGCCUUUUUUAUUUCUUGCGGCAAGAUGCUGGUUCUAUCGCUGACAUGCCAGCCUUUUUUUGGUUUGAUUCUCAGUUACUGGACAGGAAAGAUGUUGUCAGUGUAUGCUGUUAUCAGUUGUUGCAGUUUGAUCCCCGCCCUGUACAUUCACUGUUGCUUCAUGUUUGGCCUCCUCACCCGUCUUUGUACUUUGAAAGGGACGAACCAGACGACCUUUUCGCACACCGGGGGCACAUGGGGGGGAAAAAAAUCGACGAAGCUUUAAAGUGUACAUAAUGCGACUAUUUUGUAUUCGUAUGCUGACGCAAAGGUGUAGAACUAAAAAAAAAAAGUGUUUCGAAGAGACUCGGCACAAAACUUCUUUUUGCGUGACGGUGUGAUGUGCACAGAACAUACAAGAUACUCUUCCACGACUGCACAUUAGAGUUCCGUGGGGUGUAUUUUCUAACGCCUUUGCAAAAGAAAAUGUAAAAAAAAAAAAUGCAUGGGACCUUUUUUUUUUUUGUAAUCCCCCCCCCCCCCCCCCCUUUUUUUUUUUUGGAACAAGCAUUCCGUAUUGCUCGAAGCAGACAAAAAGAUGGGACGCAUUAUUUUUCACCCUGAAACCUUUCGCAGGAGCAUAAAUUUAUUGUCCAAUAAAAACAUAAGCGGAUGUUUAAAAAAAAAAACUGAAACUG
Messenger RNA from Ixodes scapularis (black-legged tick), 4636 nucleotides. RefSeq names its product headcase protein (gene heca). The record is from RefSeq and is a predicted model, not a curated record. NCBI's taxonomy places the organism in Eukaryota, Metazoa, Arthropoda, Arachnida, Ixodida, Ixodidae. The transcript has a single exon. The coding region runs from base 679 to 1989 and encodes 436 amino acids.